CAACCACCUGCCGGAUCUUGCGAUGUCGAUUGUAACAUCUUCCGUCGCGUUUACCUAAGAUAUUCUCCGCCGGAUGAAAAUCAAACACUCGAGGCAAAGGAAGACAGAAUAAGGGCUAGGCAUCUGUUGAAUGCAAAAAGAUGCCGCCUGCUGCAAAUAAGCCUGUGAAGCUGGCGUGCCUGGCUUGCCGUGCCGCUAAGAUCCGCUGUGAUGGGAAGAUGCCUUGUGCCAGUUGCUCUAUGCACCAAGAAGAAUGCAAAUAUCAAGCAAGUCGACGAGGUGGUGCCCGACGAGGUCCUGUAGCCGCCGCAGAGUUGGCUAAGAAAAGAGCUCGUCGGAUGGCCGAAAAGGCUUCGGGCAAUAUCCAGAAUCCGGACGCUGAUGUGCGUCAUCGAAGCCACAAUCAUCAUAUCCGCACCAGUGAGCCUGCUAUUUUACCGCCUUCUUUACUUUCUCUAACACAAUCGAUCCCACGGCCAUUUAAUACGUCCCUGGGAAAUUGCAGCACAGAUCUUUCUUCCCCCUUGGGUGGAAUUGGAGAGGAGGAGGAUGUGUUGAGCACAUUGGAGGAUCCCAAGUGGAGUAUCAGAGCCUAUGGAUGUGAUCAAGAUCUUAUCAACGCAUACUACAUAUUCAUUCACCCUUACCUUCCAUUCCUCCCCCCUCCAGCGACAGCUCAGUAUGAGGAUAAGUGCGUCGCUGUUGAUAUGCGUUCUUUUCUCGCAGAUCCUUCAAUGAUGCCCUACUGGCCGACCUCCCCAGUGAGUCUUGCUCUCGCAGGAAUACUAGCUCUACUGCCGCCGCCUGGAGAGUCGCAUCCGCUACAGCACGAAUCAACCGUAGUUCGACGCUCUUACGCCGAUCUAUUUGCACGGUCAGCGUUGGAGUCUCUGGAAAAUUCACUUGAAUCGUCCCCCCAGGCAGAUCUGGCCAAGGGCCUACGAAGCACCUUGCAUCCUGCCGUUCCUAAAAAGCUAGAACCUGUCCUUGCACUGGGCCUUCUUAGCUUGUUUGAAUGCUGCCAACAUGGGAACGUCUCAAAAAUGCGAAUCCGGGCAAAUCAGGCCCUUACAACAGCAAUGGAUCUAUCAUUACAUGAGGAAAACUCCCAAACUGGGUGUUUGGAUGCGCAACGCCGAUGCUGGUGGUCGACGAUGUUUCUCGUUUAUCAGUCAUCUAUAAUGAAUUCCUCGCCCCCUAUCAUUACCAUCAAUGACCCUCGAAUCACAACAAUAUUUCCGGAAUUUCGGGGAUGUCGUGAGCCGUGGCCCCUUUUGGUACAUGCUCAAGAAGCCCUUCUGCGCAGCUGUGAGAUUGGACGCCAACUCAUCAAAGAAGGACCCGGUUCAAAUCUACUGCAUUCAAUUAAGGAUAAUGUGGAGAGUCUCGACUGUUUCAUCCUCGAGCUCGCGGCCGAAAUAGACCGAUUUCGCUGCGUUACCAAUUAUCAAGGCGCCGAAGCGGAUGCCUCACGCAACCUUUGGUCUAUAUCCAAUGCCCUUGUACACACAGCCAGGCUCACUCUCCAUAGAGUUCGUGCCUUUACAGAUCGCCCCGUUCUUAUUCCCGAUUGCUGUGACUACCUUGCGAUCGGCUCCAAGCAGUCUUCCGAAGGUGCACAUGAUUUUUAUCUCUCCUCUGGACGCAUCGCCGAAAUCAACGCUGUGUUCCCCUUCACGGAGCAAGAGUCAGUUAAGAUAUGCUUCCAUUCCUGUCUUGUUGUUUCGCGAGUAUUUCGUCGCCUUCCAUCCCCAAACCCAAUGUAUUCCGACACCACAGAAACCGAGGACACUGUUCCUUGGGCGUCAAGACGAUCUUUAGCAUCCCCGCGCUCUAUACCUUACAUGGCCUGCUGUGAGCUACAGAGCUUCUGCAUUAUGGCGAUGAUUCUGUGGAAAGUGCGAACUGCGAUGUGCUCGGGAAACCUCGCCAGCUACCUAUACCUCCUAGAUCGACCAAGUUGUUCGACUCAGUGGCAAGACGCGGAGCGGCUGGUUGAGGAGCUGCAAAAUGGGAUGGAGGCUCUGGCGCGAUCUAUUCAAGCGGAUACAGUAUUUGAGGGGCUGGCCAGAAUGGCUAAAGAGGUAGAAAGGACGUAUAAAAAUACUUUAGUGGAUUGAACAGUGUCUACAUGUACAUGGGAAAGUUGAUUUUCUCGACUUCUAACCCAUUUUUCUUGUAGAUAAAUCAUCAUUUGCUCCACAUCUAGA
Penicillium brasilianum is the source of this 2210-nucleotide messenger RNA. The record is from the annotation of a GenBank genome assembly. NCBI's taxonomy places the organism in Eukaryota, Fungi, Ascomycota, Eurotiomycetes, Eurotiales, Aspergillaceae.